AUGUUUAGGGCAAGAGUAUUCGUGCCAAUUGGCAAGCAGAUUAUCAGAUCGUACUCGCAGACAGCUGCAACGCGCAGACGCUCGUACGUUCCGCUGUAUGUGCUUACAUUCGCCGCUGGUUUGGGCCUAUCUUACAAGUAUUCCGCCCAGGAGAUAGUGGACCAGUUCAUCACUACCCCACUGCCAACCACACCUCAGGAGACGGAGAAAUAUCAGCAGGAGUUGGAGAAUAAGUUGAAAGAGGUGCCAAUCGUUGCCAAACUGUCCAAAGACCCGAAAUAUGUGGCUACGCGCGCCUGGAACCAGCUAGACACGGUCAAGGAUGGCAUCCAUCAGAGACUGAACACGCCUGGAUCCAUUGCGAUUGCACCAAUCACGUUCCACAACCAGGAAUCCGGAGAGUCUGUCAGUGUUAUCCAUUUGGGAAAAAAACUCUGUGGAUAUCCUUUUCUAGUCCAUGGUGGCAUUAUCUCGCUGGUGAUCGACGAAACCUUGAAGAAACACUGCAUGCUACAAAAUGGGCUGAAAAACCCGGCAAAGGUCCACACGAAAAGCCUUACUUUAAACUAUAAAUUCCCGACACUCGUCGACAGCUUCGUGGUCAUUAAAUCCAAGGUCGGUCCCGUCGAGAACGGAGAGGUCGAGGUAAAGGGCAUCAUGCUGGCUGGGAAUGGUAAAAGAACACUGGUCAAGGCGAACGCGAAGUUUGUUCCCGAGCGCACCAAGUGGUUUUUUGGCCUAUUCUAG
Molecule: messenger RNA, 747 nt
Organism: Ogataea parapolymorpha DL-1
Lineage: Eukaryota; Fungi; Ascomycota; Pichiomycetes; Pichiales; Pichiaceae
Exons: 1
Coding region: 1-747 (248 amino acids)
Source: RefSeq, a predicted model, not a curated record